UGAAUUUAGCACCAUAAACUGUUGGACUACAAGAAAUCCUUGAAAGGCAUAAAUCAAAUUAUACUCAUUUAAACGUGUUAUGUAAAGGCGAUUAAACAAAUAAAUGUGAACGAUGUAAAACGUCUAUACCUAUGGUAAUGUUUAUAGUGAAUAUAUAUUGGGUAUUUUAGGUGUAGUUAUGGAUUACGAACCGGCAUUUUUGAAAUGUAGUUGACCAAAUGUCUGAGGCACACUCCCUUCUAGAGGCAUGCUGGAAAAUAAAUAGUUGCACUAUUUUUCUCUUAGUUUUCCGUCACUUCUUGCAUCAGCCAUAAAUACUUUGCAAAUCACCUGAAUAUCAUUCUACGCACUUUUGGUCUUCUGAAAGUGCAGUUUAUUGCGCCUUUAUUGCACCAGGGCAAUUAAAAAACUGAGUAUUGAAACGAUAAAGUGCUAAAAAGACUGAAAUUAUACCUGUAGCGAUACUGCUCAAUAAAAACACUUGCGGGAUAAUAAAGAAGGUAAAACUUGAAUAAAAAUGGAAAGUCAAAUCGAAGAAAAGCUAGAAAUCAUCCACGACCUGUACAGUCUAAUCACUCCACAUAUUCCUUGUGAUCAAUCAAAAAUCAAAGCCGUACAUUAUUCCAGACUUCGAUAUAUUGACUAUUAUGGGACGACGUUUUUAAGACUAUCGAUCGAACUUGUGAAUACUGCUACUGGCGAGAAUUGGACAUUAAUAGCAAUUGCAAAAAUAUUGCCCAAAUACAGCAUUGCACACGACUUAUCUGAUAUCCGCACUACUUUUAAGAACGAAGUGGGAAUUUAUAUGAGCGCCCGACGUGCCAUCGAUGCCUACCUUAAAGACAAAGGUAUCAGGCAUGGAGAAGACUUUUUUGCUAACAGUUUUGGAGGAAGAAUCAAUCUCAAUGGUACAAACGAAGUGGAUCAUAAUGCGGUCCUUGUCGUCACUGAUCUCAGACAUAGAGGCUAUAAAACGGUUCAUCGCAGAACGGGUUUUGACCUAGAAACUACUCAGGCUAUUCUAACUACCCUUGCAAAGUUCCAUGGGAGUUCUUUGGGAAUGAAGCUGCAAGAACCUAAAGAAUUCAAAGACAAAAUCCUGCCUUAUCUGGGCCAAUUCUGCACGACUGCUUGUUUUGAGAAAGUGGCCCGAAGUCAUAUGAUCCAGGUUUUGAAAAAUGAAAAUUUCUCACCGCUGAUAAUUGAUAGAGCUGUGGCCACCUUUGAUAGAAAGUGCUGCUUGUCGACGCAAGAGCCAUGGUCCACUUUUACACAUACUAAUGCAUGGGUGAAUAACAUAAUGGUGAAGUACGACAAAAACAACUAUCCACAAGAUAUCAGGCUGAAGGGUUUCCAGGAAAGCCAGUAUUGCUCGCCUGUAAGAGAUGUGCUGGUUUUCCUGUUCUCCAGCGUCCAACUAGUCGUUCUGAAAGAACAUCUAAAUGAGCUGUUGGAUGUUUACUAUGACAACUUUUUGAAAGUGCUCGAUAACCUGAAUAUAGACAUUAAGGCCUUUUCGAGGGCCUCAUUUAAUCAGGAACUAAAAGCCUCUGCAUCUACUGGUGAUUUCUAUAAGACUGUUUGCAAACUGUACCCGAUUUUAGGUACAAAUCAAGACAUUUAUGAUAAUCAAGUGGCUUCAGAUCUGAAAGAUCCUCUUCACAUCAAACGAUUGUGCUUAAUAGUUAGACAGUUCGAUGAAAGAGGUUGGUUAAUAUAACAAGCGAAAACAUGCAUGGGUCGUGUAAUUCUAAUAUUGAAAUAUAUUUUGUAACAACUUUAUUAUAUCGUAGUUUCUAGCUGAGAA
Dendroctonus ponderosae (mountain pine beetle) is the source of this 1807-nucleotide messenger RNA. RefSeq lists its product as uncharacterized. The record is from RefSeq and is a predicted model, not a curated record. The transcript is spliced from 7 exons. NCBI's taxonomy places the organism in Eukaryota, Metazoa, Arthropoda, Insecta, Coleoptera, Curculionidae. The coding region runs from base 518 to 1720 and encodes 400 amino acids.